This is a messenger RNA of Papaver somniferum (opium poppy), 668 nucleotides long. RefSeq lists its product as uncharacterized. NCBI's taxonomy places the organism in Eukaryota, Viridiplantae, Streptophyta, Magnoliopsida, Ranunculales, Papaveraceae. Gene Ontology annotation, molecular function: DNA binding. The coding region runs from base 86 to 523 and encodes 145 amino acids. The record is from RefSeq and is a predicted model, not a curated record. The transcript is spliced from 3 exons.
GAACCGCUGAACGCUUAAGGAUCGUGAUUUGUUUCAGGGCAGCAGGUGUUACAAAAUACCCAUUAAAGACUUAAAGUACUUCAGAAUGACCACAUCAACUGCAACUCCAACUACAAAUGCAACUGCAACUCCAACUACAAGUACAACUCAACAAACAGAAGUUGGAUCAUCCUCUCAAGCUGCAUCUCACACAAAUGAAUCUGAAACUGCAACUCCAACAAGUAAAGGCAGAGCUGAAGCAGUUGAAGUUGGUGAUAGCAAAAAGAAGCACGGCAGAGUGAGAUCAUCUGUUUGGUUGGAAAUGACUAGGAUAGAUGAUGAAUGGGCUGAAUGCCGUUAUUUCCACAAUAAAUACAAAGCUCACAAUGACAAUAAUGGCACUUCUGGAUUGCGAAAGCAUUUGAAUAGAUGUCUAAAGAAUCCUAACAGGAAGAAAGAAAAGGGACAACCAUCUCUGUUGAUGCCACCCCCAAAACCAGGACUGGAAACUGCAGAAGAGAAUACUCAUGUUUUGUCAAGUUGAAGGUCACACAGGUAUUGCAAUCGGUGAGAAGUUGGUGGAUUGUUUGGAAGAUUGGGGUCUAAAAGAUGUGUUUGGUGUCACUCUAGACAAUGUCAGCGCCAACACAGUAGCUAUGGAUCAUCUGAAGCAAGUUGUUACUAGCUGG